CCGGUCUCUUUCCUGACUCUGUCAUCAGCCCUUGGUUGAGGGAAAAACGGUUUUGCUUUCAUGCUCUGUGUUUGGAAGGCAGAUAAAAUGCCAGGUCUGGGUUGCCUCUAGGGAUAACCUUCCUUUCUAUGAUGUGAAUGAAUAGCAUCUUGGCUGGGGGCAAAUCCAGAGGAGGAAUUGACAAGGCAGGCUGGAGCUGCUCUGUCUACUGUCUAGGCCUUUCCCUGCAUUUUAAAUCCCAGCUGUGGCUUUUGUAGGGAAUUCACUUUUGCACUGAGAAAGGGGUGCUUUGGAUUAUCAGACCUCCAUGUAUGACAAUUUGUACCUGCAUGGAUUUGAAGACUCUGAGGCGGGAUCAGCAGAUUCGUACACAAGCAGACCAUCAGAUUCUGAUGUAUCUCUCGAAGAGGACAGGGAAGCAAUCCGUCAGGAAAGAGAACAGCAGGCGGCUAUUCAGCUUGAAAGAGCAAAGUCAAAGCCUGUAGCGUUUGCCGUUAAGACUAAUGUGAGCUACUGUGGAGCACUGGAUGAAGAUGUUCCUGUACCAAGCACUGCCAUCUCUUUUGAUGCUAAGGAUUUUCUACACAUUAAAGAGAAAUAUAACAAUGACUGGUGGAUAGGAAGAUUAGUUAAAGAAGGCUGCGAGAUUGGCUUCAUUCCAAGUCCGCUUAGGCUGGAAAACAUCAGGAUCCAGCAGGAGCAGAAGAGAGGGCGUUUUCAUGGAGGGAAAUCAAGUGGGAAUUCUUCUUCAAGCCUUGGAGAAAUGGUGUCUGGUACUUUUCGAGCUACACCCACUUCCACUGCAAAACAGAAACAGAAAGUGACGGAACACAUCCCACCCUACGAUGUAGUACCAUCCAUGAGGCCUGUUGUGCUAGUUGGCCCCUCGCUAAAAGGCUACGAGGUGACAGACAUGAUGCAGAAAGCCCUGUUUGACUUCCUGAAGCACAGGUUUGAUGGGAGGAUAUCAAUAACUAGAGUGACAGCUGACAUUUCUCUUGCUAAGAGGUCUGUUCUAAAUAAUCCAAGCAAGAGGGCAAUAAUUGAGCGGUCAAACACCAGAUCCAGUUUAGCGGAAGUACAGAGUGAGAUCGAGCGUAUUUUCGAGUUGGCACGAUCCUUGCAGCUGGUUGUUCUAGAUGCAGAUACAAUCAACCACCCAGCACAACUUAUUAAAACGUCCUUAGCGCCGAUUAUUGUCCAUGUUAAAGUGUCAUCUCCAAAGGUCCUGCAGCGACUGAUCAAAUCAAGAGGAAAGUCACAAAGCAAACACCUGAAUGUCCAGUUGGUUGCAGCAGAUAAACUUGCACAAUGUCCUCCAGAAAUGUUUGAUGUCAUUCUGGAUGAAAAUCAGCUUGAAGAUGCUUGUGAACACUUGGCAGAAUAUCUUGAGGCCUACUGGCGUGCCACACACACCACAAGUAGCACACCCAUGACACCUUUGCUUGGAAGAAACCUAGGCUCCACUGCACUAUCCCCUUACCCUACUGCAAUCUCUGGAUUACAGAGCCAACGAAUGAGGCAUAGCAAUCAUUCUACUGAGAACUCUCCAAUUGAACGACGGAGCCUAAUGACCUCUGAUGAAAACUACCACAACGAAAGAGCUCGGAAGAGCAGGAACCGCUUGUCUUCCAGUUCCCAACACAGCCGAGAUCAUUACCCGCUUGUGGAAGAAGAGUACUCCGACUCAUACCAGGACUCCUACAAGCCUCACAGAAACAGAGGGUCUCCUGGAGGAUACAGCCAUGAUUCCCGACAUAGGCUUUGAAUACAAGAACCCGGGGGGAAAUGGUACUCGUCCGUUGCCAACUUGCCAUAACAUAGCUAGGCCAAACGAAUCAACUUGAUUCGGCAGUUGCGGCAUGGUUUUUACUAUGCUUACAGGCUGCCGCCAUUUAACGCUAUAUAAAAAGGGGUGAAACAUACAGAUCAUGCCCUUCAUAUGUUUAGGAAGAAGUUAGUUUGCCCAGUCACUUUAGAUGUGUUUUAUUUCCAGUGUAGAGAUUUAAUUUUAGAAUCAGUACCUUUUCUCUUCAUUAGACACUAUUAGACACAUCAAUUUGUAAUUUAGGAUUACCUGUUGAAGCGCAUAUAAAAUGAUUUCCUGCACUGGAAAUUCCAAAUGACCAGUUCCAGUUGGAACCAAUUUAUAAACCAAUUCCUGUUGGAAUUUGGGCGAAAUUGACUGGAAAGUCAACCUGAGCAUGUUGCGGUCAGUUUAAAAAUAAAAUAAAAUAAAAUAAAAUAAAUAAUGAAGAAUAAUGAAACCAUUAUAAGCAAAAUAAAUAAAAGCUAUAGAACUUGUUUAUCAGAAGGUGAAUUUAUAUAGAUAGAUAAAUACGGAUAAAAAUAAAACAAUUUUAAUGUAUUUAUUUCAGAUUAACCAAAUGUAAGCAGUCAAUAGUGCCAAAAACGAUGAGCGAAUGCAGCAGUUAGACUACUUUCCAGUUUAAAGUGAUCUGUAUGGGAUGAGUUUUCUCUCUCUCUCCUCCCAGCAUAUGCAUUGCAGCAAACUGUAUGAUGUUGAUAGUUUUUUUGCAUUUUGCUAAUGACAAUAUAGAACUAUUUCAGGAACUUUAAAUAAACUAGGAGUGAAGAAGCCUAACCAUUUUUAAUGUGGUGGUGGUGGAGGAUGUGGGCACACAUUCACUGUCCUGGAAACAUGCUCCUUUAAUCCCAGUCACACCUUCGAAGUGUGUGAAGUGGAUGCGUGGGAUUUUGCUAGCUGGCCCUGCCUCGGCUAUCACAUGCUAAGCAUAAGGUGUGGCUGUUUUGCUGAAGGCUCUUCUGGCGCGAUCCAAGUCCCUAAUUGCAUGUACAGUUCUACAUGUGUAGAGCCCUGAUCCCCUCUCCCUGCACCCAGGUCUUGUGAAGGUGUGAGCAGGGCUUGUUCACUCGUUGGAAGAUGUGGACACUUUUGGGAAUUUGGUUAUUUUUUAUUUCGUUGGCUAACAAUGCUUAAGCACUACUAAUAAUCUGUAUCAGGCACGAAGCUCAUAACCAUCUUAAUGUUCUACUUGGGUCAACAACAAAUUGGUCUUGCACUCACAGGGAGGAAAAAGAAGAUGCAUUCAUACUAGGGCUUAAACGUGCGUAUUAAUAUAUCCAGAAGAACUAUGGUAUCAUCAUUUUUCCUACCAAAGAUUUAAGAGCAUAUUGCUCAGUGAUUUGUCAACAGACCAUAGUAGCAUGACGGUUUUGCACAAAAAAUGAACAAAGGUAAUUCCAACUGAAGCACUUCAGGAGCAGUGCUUUAGUGAGGAUGCCCCUAAAAUUUGAGGACUUGUUGUUCUCAGGCGCUUUCUGGAGAAUGACAAACCAUUUUCUAUAUUGUGUUAUAAAGUAUGAUGUUUGAAGCUAUUUUUUCCUGGUCUGAAUGCAUCACCUUCUCGCAUACAGCAAAAAAUACUUCAUCAAAAGCCCUAUAUAAAGUCAUGCCUUACAGUCUUCCAUCUUGAUCCAGAUUCCAUUUGUGCUGCAGUACAUAUGCAGAGUUCCUGCUUGUGUUUGGUUCUCCUCAUGCAUUUAAGUGUAAAAGGAAGCUCUGCACAGACACACACACCUCCUUUGUGUGUACAGGGCUGGUUCUUCAUUGAAAUGAGUGGGGACACCCAUACAUGUAGAAGCUCUAUAGAUGAAUCACUCUAUGAAUGAGCGAAAAUCAUAGCAUCCACACAGAAGGUUGGCCAAAGACAUUUUGCUGAGGCAAAGAACAAGAUGGUUCCUCCCAGCUGACUGGGCACUGGCAACGUGACAGUAUCUUCUACUGCUAGUUUAGGGGGUGCAUGACUGGUAAUUUGGCACACGUAAUUCUGAUCCCCAGCAGAGGGGAAUGGCCAGGGAGCUGAGGAAGAAUGUUCAAUGGCACCUUCAUCCCACAGUAUCUGAUGCCUGAUGCAGCUGCCUCACUCUGCCUAACAAUAGCAUGUGCUCUACAACUUUGGAUAUUUAUAAUAGGGCAAUGGAAAUGUUUGUUUUCUCCAAAUCUUUUAACAAUGUAAAAGUAACCAUUGGAAUGCAGCAGUGUGGAAUACAUUAAAAACCAAAAUUGUAGGUCUUUUCCAGACAAUUCUAAAAGGGGGGCGGUAUUCUGAGUGUAAUACUUGUGGUUCUUCUAAUCUCAGCUCCAUACAAGGAAAGCUGCUGAGGGGUAGCUGUUUACUUCCCUUUUUAAGAGAGAGGUGUGCUGCAGUGCUAGAGACGGGAAGCACACACAAACUUGAAAAGAAAAGAGGGGCGCUAAAGGUACAAGAAGUAAUGAGAAUUUGCUGUAGGAUAGGGUGGCUAACCAUAGCCCUCCAUGAUGUUGAACUACAACUCCCAUCAUCCUUGGCCAUUGACCAUGCUGGCUGGGGCUGAUGGGAUUUGCAUUGCAAUUCAGCAACAUCUGGAGCGGCCCUGGUUAGUCACCACUGAUGUAGUGGAAAUGGCACAAAAUACCUAUAUCAAGAGGCUCUAGGGAAGAAUCAGGUGGUUUCUAUGUCUGUGCAAAGUUGAGUUUCUAGGACUAAGCUGAAAUAAUUUCCAAGAGCUUCCUACUCACUAGGGAUAGUUCUUCAGGAGUAACUAAAAAUAAAAUAAUGUACAUGCCUGAUUCCUAGACUGAAAUGUGAAUAGUGUGUGUGUGUGUGUGUGUGUGUUACUAAAUUAUAUAUAUAUAAUUUAUAAAAUCAGUCUCAAAGAGCCAUAUGAUUAUUGGAACUACUAGCUACCAUGACAGAGUUCACUGUUGAACACUGUUGAACACAGAUAAGGCACGUACUGUAUAAGAAACGUUAGUUCUGAAAGGAAUCACCUAGACUUAGAAUGUACCGUGAAUUUUUCUGGCUUAGUCCUGGAAGCUUGAAGUUAAACCUCCCUUGGUUUUAAUUCAUUGCUCUUCCUUGAGGGAAGCUUUGCGCAAACAUACUUUUUAAAGGGCACUUUAGGCUGUAGUCCUGAACACACUAGGACGAAAGCCCUACCCAACAAAGUGGGACUUACUUCUGAGUAUGCAUGUUGUUUUGGUUGAGCUGUUAAAGAGGAAGCUCAGGGCCUCCAGAAAAGAGAGUACCAUAACUUAGAAAAUUUAAACUUUCUAAAAAAUCCAUGAAAUGAUGGAAAUCUGGAAGAUGGAGAAGUUGUUAUUUAUCACUACUCCUGUUAAAGGCUCUGUCCAGUUUGUGCCACUGAAACUUGUUCUGCCAAAUUCUAUACCGCACUUGGUAUUGUAAUUGAUGGGCUAGCUGGGGGAAGAAUCUUGUUUUCGCCUGCAACAAAACACUGUGCUUUGAGUGCAGGGAAAAUGAGAUAUGCCAACAGCUGAAGUGGUUUUGUUAAGAAAAAAUAUCAGGAUACCCUGAAGGAAAUGAGUAGCUGUGCAGUUGCUGUACAAAAGAGUAUUGUCUGGAAAUGCCCUUUGGGAAAUAUGUGUUUAUUGAUAGUGUGAUUAUUUCUAACUGGCUGGAGGGAAACAUGGAUUUUUAUGGGUCUGGACUGUAGGCAAACUUGAAAGUUUUCCUCAUCAAAAUGACCUUUUUCAACAGUCUUGCUACAAACCUAGGAAUUGUGCCUAUACUUUUCACUAUAAAAUUAUAUAACUGGUGAUUUCAA
Messenger RNA from Podarcis muralis (Common wall lizard), 5592 nucleotides. RefSeq names its product calcium voltage-gated channel auxiliary subunit beta 4 (gene CACNB4). Gene Ontology annotation, molecular function: protein binding; voltage-gated calcium channel activity. Gene Ontology annotation, cellular component: voltage-gated calcium channel complex. Lineage: Eukaryota; Metazoa; Chordata; Lepidosauria; Squamata; Lacertidae. Gene Ontology annotation, biological process: calcium ion transmembrane transport. The record is from RefSeq and is a predicted model, not a curated record.